UCCAACCCAGUCCGGCUUGGCUGCUGAACUGUCCGCCAGACAUUUAUGUCUUCAUGCUACAAUCCCACCCCCACCCCCUCAAAGACACCAAUUCUUAAGUGAGACAAACAUAAGAUGCCUUUGCCCGUGCAAGUGUUUAACUUUCAGGGGUCUGUGGAGCCCAUGCAGAUUGAUGCAGAUCCCCAGGAGGACCAGCAGAAUGCUCCAGACACCAACUAUAUUGUGGAGAACCCCACACUGGAUCUGGAGCAGUAUGCGACCAGUUAUAGUGGAUUAAUGCGCAUUGAGAGACUGCAGUUCAUUGCUGAGCACUGCCCUCAGCUCCGAGUGGAGGCCCUGAAGAUGGCGCUCACCUUUGUUCAGAGGACCUUCAAUGUUGACACUUACGAAGAGAUUCACCGCAAACUCACAGAGGCCACACGGGAAGUGCAGGGUGUGCCAGACACAGUUCCUGAAGGAGGGGUUGUUCCCCCUCCCCUGGACUCAGCUUGGGCUGAAUCGACCAGAAAAAAGGCUCUGCUUAAACUGGAGAAACUAGAUACGGAUCUUAAGAACUACAAGGGCAACUCCAUCAAAGAGAGCAUCAGGAGAGGCCAUGAUGACCUGGGGGACCAUUAUCUGGACUGUGGUGACCUCAGUAAUGCUCUGAAGUGCUACUCUCGAGCCAGAGACUACUGCACCAGUGCUAAGCAUGUCAUUAACAUGUGUCUGAAUGUCAUCAAGGUUAGUGUUUACCUCCAGAACUGGUCGCACGUGCUGAGCUACGUCAAUAAGGCAGAGUCCACACCAGAAAUUGCAGAGCAAAGAGGAGAGCGAGAUAGUCAAAAUCAAGCUGUCCUCACCAAAUUAAAGUGUGCUGCAGGAUUGGCCGAGUUGGCCUCUCGAAAAUACAAGCCAGCUGCCAAGUGCUUCCUGCAGGCUUCCUUUGACCACUGUGACUGUCCAGAGCUACUGUCGCCCAGUAAUGUAGCUGUGUAUGGGGGCUUGUGUGCUUUGGCCACGUUUGACAGACAGGAGCUUCAGCGCAACGUCAUCUCCAGCAGCUCCUUUAAGUUAUUUUUAGAGUUGGAACCUCAAAUUCGUGACAUUAUCUUCAAGUUCUACGAGUCUAAAUAUGCAUCCUGUCUCAAGCUACUGGAUGAAAUGAAGGAUAACCUCCUGUUGGACAUGUACCUGGCACCACAUGUCAAGACACUGUACAGCCAGAUCAGAAACAGAGCCCUGAUUCAGUAUUUCAGCCCCUACGUGUCAGCAGACAUGACCAAGAUGGCUCAGGCGUUCAACACAACAGUAACAGCUCUGGAGGACGAGCUCACCCAGCUCAUACUGGAGGGUCUCAUUAAUGCACGUAUCGACUCCCACAGCAAGAUUCUGUAUGCGAGGGAUGUCGACCAAAGGAGCACCACAUUUGAGAAGUCUCUUCAUAUGGGCAAAGAGUUCCAGAGACGAGCCAAAGCCAUGAUUCUCCGUGCUGCUGUGCUGCGCAACCAGAUUCACGUCAAGUCUCCACCCAGAGAAGGCAGCCAGGGUGAACUCACACCAGCCAACAGUCAGACCAGGAUGAGCACCAACAUGUGAGGAAGAAGUGAACAGCUGUAGCGCAAAGGGGAAGGUUCACUGUUCUGCAACACACACCACCCCACCCACCGUCUGUGAGCUGAACGCAGAAACGAGAUGAAACAUAAAGACAGAUAAAAACCACUUCUCUUCUUCUGUCAGGUGACAGGGAGCAAACUUUUUGUUUGUCUGACAUGGAGAUUCAGAUGAAAAUGUGUUUUGAAUGAAAGCUCAGCACUUAGGCUGUAAGUUACUGGUAGGAGAUGCACUUUGCCCUGCUUACACUUUGAGACCUCAUUAAUAGAAAGUUUUAAAAUAAAAAAAAACACCUAUCCAAACCCAUCUAAUCUCUGUUUAUUUGUGCCCCUUUCUGUUUUUAUCAAAGAAUUAUCCAACCAACAGCUAUUUGUUUUUCACCAGUACUGUGCUGGUGAGGACACAGUUGUCCCUUGUCUUUUGGGCUUUUUUUGGGGUGGGUGAGUAAACCUGGUACGUGGGAAUAUAUUUAUGUUGGUUUUUACUGCUAUUUCAAUGACAGUAUAUGAGCUCUGAAAUUCAGCUUGAAUUAGCUUGAGACAGUCUGCUGAAACGAAGUGAAAAAAUAAAACAAAAAUACAACUUUGGUUCCUGUUUUUUCUAAUUUGCACACCAGUUUUAUCUGAAUUUUUUUCAGAAUUUAGUCUCUUAAGAACUAAUUGCCAUAUGUCCUUGGGCUUCAUUGACAGAUGGAGCUGGCGAUCGUCUACAUAGCAAUGAAAAUAUAUGCUAUGUUUUCUAAUAGUACUGCCUAAGUGAAACCAAAUUGGUCCUAGCAUAGAACCCUGUGAAGCUCCACAAUUAGUUUUGUGUGUGAAGAGGACUCUGUUUACAUGAACAAAUUAUAUUCUGUUAGGUAUGGUUCAAAUGACUGCAGUUCUGUACCUUUAACUCCCAUGGCAUGCUCUGAUCUCUGUAAUAAAAUAAUACUGUCAACAGUA
Maylandia zebra (zebra mbuna) is the source of this 2534-nucleotide messenger RNA. It is a transcript of the gene gps1, whose product is annotated as G protein pathway suppressor 1. Lineage: Eukaryota; Metazoa; Chordata; Actinopteri; Cichliformes; Cichlidae. Gene Ontology annotation, cellular component: COP9 signalosome. The record is from RefSeq and is a predicted model, not a curated record.